Metarhizium brunneum ARSEF 3297 is the source of this 873-nucleotide messenger RNA. RefSeq lists its product as uncharacterized. The record is from RefSeq and is a predicted model, not a curated record. NCBI's taxonomy places the organism in Eukaryota, Fungi, Ascomycota, Sordariomycetes, Hypocreales, Clavicipitaceae.
AUGUUUGAAGACGAGGACCAGCCGCCACCAUACUCUUCCAUCGCCCCUGCGGAAUCUGUUUCAUAUUCCUCUGACACCACGCAGAGCCAUGUAUACGUGCCGCAGAGUUCGUCCCUCUUCUCCACGCAACUAUCUGGUCUCCGUGGCCAGAUACUAGAGGAACAAGCCGCUCGGUCAUCCGCCCGCGAUCAGCAAGAUAUCGAGACGCUAUCUCUGUUGGUCCCGCACAUCGAGGUUCUUCUCGAUUCCAUAGCGUCCUACAGUCCACCGCCGACGCUGGUGGAGGCAACCCUUGUGCCGGAUGAAGCCAUCGGGAGGGGAUGGGUGUUUAGCGACAAUGAGCAGAAACAGAGCGGCCAAGUGACGAAACUGAUACGCGUUGAGAGACACCUCAAAGCAGAUGGCGAUAAGAAACCGCAGCAUCAUUCAGCGACUUGCACAUCAGAGGCGGGCGGCCCCAAGGAAUUUGAUGAAUGGGGCCGUUGGUCCGACGACGACGAGCAGCGCAGCAUAUCGGGGCCCCAGGACGAAUUGUGGUGGUCAGACGAAGACAUGGCGAAGCGGUUAGCCAAGCAUCUCGAGCCAGCUCGUGCAACUGCGUCUGUUGAUCGUCAAACGGUUCGGGCCCAGGUGGAGCGGAACAAGGCGACCACGAUGGCUGGCCGUUGGUCCAUGUUCAAGAAGGACGAACCAGCCAAGACGGCGGCGCCGACUGCCUCUCCAUCUUUGACACCAUAUCGGAAACCUUUGGAUGACGUUUGGAUGACGGUGAAUGCGGAAGAAGCGACGUUUCGAAAACAGAGCGAGAUGGGUAUCUGGGAGAGCCGGACGGGUUGGGGGCUAGUGGUGAGGGUGAACCUGCGGCGGCUAUGA